Molecule: messenger RNA, 1662 nt
Organism: Cicer arietinum (chickpea)
Lineage: Eukaryota; Viridiplantae; Streptophyta; Magnoliopsida; Fabales; Fabaceae
Product: putative pyridoxamine 5'-phosphate oxidase family protein
Source: RefSeq, marked provisional
AUACGGUAAUAGGGUUUUAGCUUCAAAAACCCAAAAAACCUUAUUGCUCUAAAUUUUCAUAUAACUGAAUUCAAUCCAAUGGAAUCGAUGUCGUUUCAUUUAAUCUCCGAUACUCAUUCUCUCCACCACCAUAACCGAACUCCUUCUUCCGCCGUUAUCGCCGCCGCAACACCGCGACCUUCCUUUCUCAAAAUCGCUCAACCGUCAAACACGUCGGUUGCUCUUCCUCUUCGUAUCUCUGCUCUCCCUAUUCAUCUUCCCAGCGAAGAAGGCGAUGAUCAACUCAAUGUCUCCGCUUUACCUUCGAUCCCUCAAGAAAAUUUAAGCCAUUCUCAGAUUACUGAUGAUGAUGAUGAUGAUGCACAUGAGCCAAUACAAACAGGCAUGUCAUGGUCAACUAUUACGACUCCUGGAGGAAGUGGGUCAGGUGGGGGUACAAGGGCUGGACUUUUCAGAACUCCUAUUUCAGGUGGUGUCCAGAGUGCAACCUCGGCUCAUGGUUUGCCUAGACCUGCUUUGGCGGUUCGCAAUUUGAUGGAGCAGGCCAGAUUUGCUCAUCUUUGCACUGUAAUGUCUCGUAUGCACCACCGACGAGAAGGAUAUCCAUUUGGUUCUUUGGUUGAUUUUGCACCGGAUUCGAUGGGCCAUCCAAUAUUCUCAUUUUCUCCUCUUGCAAUUCACACUAGGAAUUUGUUGGCUGACCCAAGAUGCACUCUUGUUGUUCAGAUACCUGGAUGGAGUGGCUUGUCGAACGCAAGAGUAACUAUUUUUGGGGAUGUUUAUCCGCUUCCAGAAGAUCAACAGGAAUGGGCACAUAAGCAGUACAUUGCAAAACACCAUCAGGGUCCUUCUCAGCAGUGGGGCAACUUCUACUAUUUUAGGAUGCAGAAUAUAAGUGACAUAUAUUUCAUUGGAGGCUUUGGUACUGUUGCCUGGGUGGAUGUAAAGGAGUAUGAAACCCUUCAACCUGACAAGAUUGCAGUUGAUGGGGGUGAGCAGUAUCUGAAGGAACUCAAUGCAAUAUUCUCAAAGCCCUUAAAGAAACUACUAUCUAGUGAGUCUGAGGUAGAUGACGCAGCACUCAUAUCCAUCGACAGCAAAGGGACCGAUAUUAGGGUCCGUCAAGGUGCCCAGUUCAACAUUCAGAGGAUAUCAUUUGAUGAAGGGCAGACUGUAGAAACAUUAGAAGAAGCCAAAGCUGCUCUUCAGAAAUUAAUACACAAAGGAAAAGUCUGCAAUUUGCAUAAAUAAGUUGUUGAUUUGCAGAAAUAAGAAGUUGCACCUGCGUAAUAUUAUCCUCUCCCUUUGACAUGAGUAGACAAGAAUGAAGAUUCCGAAUCCUUCAAGCUUCUAAUCUUUGACUUUUUUUGGACACAUUAAUUUAUACUUCUUGGGUGUGGCUGACAUGCACCAGAAAUUGUAUCAUAAGUGCAACUGCAAGGAUGUAUUUUAUUAAGGCUGGUGGAUCACGUAGUUGGGUUCACUGCUGUCAAUAAUUACUGCAGUCACUGCAGUUAGUUGAUCUAAACCGUUAGAUUGAGAUCGGAUAACUUAUAUUAUGACUUCGGCAAAUUGGAAAUUUGAAAUCAACUGUCUGAUUUUCAACGGCUGAGAUCAUUGACAGUAAUUUUUGUUGAAUGCAUUAAAUCCAUUUGUCUCGCA